Prorocentrum cordatum is the source of this 795-nucleotide messenger RNA. NCBI's taxonomy places the organism in Eukaryota, Dinophyceae, Prorocentrales, Prorocentraceae. The record is from the annotation of a GenBank genome assembly.
AUGCUGGCCCUGGCCGUAGAGGGCGGCGUGAUGGAGCCCGCCGCGCCUCCAUCUCCACCGCCUGGUCAGUGGACACUGGUGGCACCUCCGCUGUCGGCGCAGCUUCGCAGCAGGAGCCAGCCAACGGCGGAGAAUCGGCAGCAGCAGGAGGCAGUCACGGAGCUGAUGGAGAUGCCGACGCAAUGGGUCGGCGCGAACUCCACGAAGCCCGAGCUGCCGCAGGACAACAGCAAGAAGGAAAAGAGGGAUAAUAAUAACAAGUCGAAGCGGGAGACCAAGAAGGCCAAGAAGGCUGAGGACCUCUUCGACAUCUUCAGCGACGACGAACACGAGGACUACUACCUUGAUGGCGACGACGCGGCCGAUGGCUGGGCGUGCUGGCAUCGCGGCAAGGUGCCCGAGGACCCGUUCACGGACGUGAGUAAGCUGAAUAUGGAGGCCUUCGCGAAGACGGAGUGUGCGCGGGAGGCCCGCCUCGCCCUGUGGCGGCUGAAGGACUACAAGAAGUACGAGUUCGAGGGCGACGAGGGGAGCUUCAAGGAGCUGACCGUGGCCCACGACAGCGAUGACAUCUUCGCGGAGCUGGCGGCGGUGCCUCCGUUCCCCAUGUCCGACAGUGGGCACGAGGACUCCGAGGUGCUGACCGCGAGCGCGGAGGCGGACACGUGCGACGAGAUCUCGCUGCUCGUCAAGUCCUUGUUCGAGGAGUGUAAGGAAAGCUUCCUGGAGUUGCUGCGCGCGCAGCCCGAAUGCCAGGGCGCGCUGAAAGCCUCCCUUCCGCACCUGGAGGAGUAG